CCCGCUCUACAGAAGAACAAGAGCAGCAGACGCAGUUUGUCGUCGGCACCGGUGAACACUGUGAACCCCUUCUGGAAGCCAGUCUCCACUGAAUCUUCACCCACUGCCAGUUCUCAGCAGCAGCAUCUUCAACUUCCAGCUCGCUCCGUUGGCAUCGUACCUCCCCGGCCUACUAUCUUCUGCACGCUCCUCGGCGAAAGCUCCAAUUCCCAGGAGCCCUCGAAUCAGUCCGUGGUCGAGUCCAAUGGCUCAAGGCGACUAUGCCGUGGAUGGUAUCGAAUUUCCUGCAACCAUUCAAGUGCCAGACUCUCCACCUCUCAAAUUUCUCGGCCAAGGAGUGACUGAUAUGACCAUCGAAACCAUCCUGGUGAAAUUCACAGCAAUUGGUGUGUAUGCCAGUGAGGACAUUAAGGGUCAUCUUAAAGCUUGGGGAGGCAAGGCCUCCUCUGACUUGACAGCGGAGGAAUCUGGUUACUUCAAGGACUUCGUCGAUGCUCCAGUGCCCAAGCUCCUGAAAAUCGGAGUCAUCAAGGGCAUUAAAGGAAACCAGUACGGUGGAACUCUAGAGUCCUCAAUCCGAGACAGGUUGGCCUACGAUGACAAGUACGAAGAAGAAGAAGAAGCCGUGGUCGAACGUAUUGUUGAGUACCUGGAAACUAAGAACCUCCCACCUGGCUCCUGCAUGUUCAUUUACUGGCCUACCCCAGACGAGAUCAAGAUGUCGGUGUCAACAGACAACACUAUUCCAGAGAAGUUCGACUUCUCUGCUGUCAACAAGAACGUUGCGACCUACCUUCUUCACUGGUACAUGGGUGAGAACGCAAUGUCGGAGACUACAUCAGCUGCGUUGGCCGAAGGCGUUGUUGCCUUACUGGCAUGAGCUAGACAUAAUACCAAACAAUGUAAACUUCUGCCCUCGUGUUCGUUUGAUGAGAUAUGAUUUUAGUAGGGAUAGUCUUCGUGAAAGUAGCGUAUAUCAUCGUACACAUGUACAGAUUCGAUUCACUCGUAUCGAUCGCGAAUCGAUACAAAUUACACAGCUUUCAGUUAUGGCUCUCCGUGUCUGUGAUGCCUCGCUUCUGUUCUGCUUCAGUUGGUACAGAAAUAUUGUGGAAACUGCGAUAAAUCACAGAUCUUUGAGUCUCUUUGA
This is a messenger RNA of Marchantia polymorpha subsp. ruderalis, 1150 nucleotides long. NCBI's taxonomy places the organism in Eukaryota, Viridiplantae, Streptophyta, Marchantiopsida, Marchantiales, Marchantiaceae. The record is from the annotation of a GenBank genome assembly.